Arctia plantaginis is the source of this 726-nucleotide messenger RNA. Lineage: Eukaryota; Metazoa; Arthropoda; Insecta; Lepidoptera; Erebidae. The record is from the annotation of a GenBank genome assembly.
AUGAUAAUAUUUUUAAGCGAGUUGCAAAAGGAACAUCUUAGCUUAUUACAUCCACAUUCCACACAAGUGCUAAUUGAUUUUUGCAAAUUGGCUUUGGAUUACUUAAAUAAUGGUGCUAAUCAUAAGAAAUACAAUAUAGCUGCAGAAAAGCUUGACAUAACUGUAACAGCUGUACAAAAUAUGGUUCAUGCCUUGGUGUAUCUUAUAGUAGAGGCAUGUAGAUUAAAUUUAUCAGAAUCGGAUUUUAAGUCAUCAAUGGCUAUAGCAGGCUUUUCAACAGAACAACAAGAGGUUUUGGCAAAGUUAUACAACACUAAAAAAACAGAACUAUCAGAUGCUUUGUAUUUGUUGCAACAAAAGGAUCCCACUUAUCAGGACUUAGCUUGGCGAUUUGAGAUUCAAGUAGCCUCACGAAAUCACGACAUUGAUGUGAAACCAGUAAUAGCAAUGGAUUUUAUGAUCAUGGAAGCAAAAAACUAUGGACAACAUAUUGAAACUAGUAACAAAAUUGGUUUAAGUAAAACGAAAGAUGCCAGAAAUAUGUCUGAAAUUUAUAUAGAUUCUAGUAUUCAAGAAGCGAAAGCUGCUAGUCAUUGUCAGAAUAUUGUUAGUCACGUUUUAUUGCAGUGUGAUUUACCAAACUUACAACACUUAACUAAUAAACUGGAACAAGCAUUAAAAGAAUCUAAAAGUCAGCAUGUUCGUAAAGUACAAAGAUCUCUGUAA